This is a messenger RNA of Cynocephalus volans (Philippine flying lemur), 2851 nucleotides long. RefSeq names its product ALG1 chitobiosyldiphosphodolichol beta-mannosyltransferase (gene ALG1). Gene Ontology annotation, cellular component: endoplasmic reticulum. The coding region runs from base 1 to 1395 and encodes 464 amino acids. Gene Ontology annotation, molecular function: mannosyltransferase activity. The record is from RefSeq and is a predicted model, not a curated record. The transcript is spliced from 13 exons. NCBI's taxonomy places the organism in Eukaryota, Metazoa, Chordata, Mammalia, Dermoptera, Cynocephalidae.
AUGGCGGCGUUCUGUGUGUCGCUGCUACUGCUGUGUCUGGUUCUACCGCUGCUACUGCUGGGCGGAUGGAAGCGCUGGCGGCGGGGGCGCGCGGCCCGGCAUGUGGUUGUGGUGGUGCUGGGGGACGUGGGCCGCAGCCCCCGCAUGCAGUACCACGCACUGUCGUUGGCCAAGCGCGGCUUCUCCGUGACCCUCCUGGGGUUCUGCAAUUCCAAACCCCAUGAUGAGCUUUUGCAGAGCGACAGAAUUCAGAUUGUGAGGUUGACUGAACUUCAGAGUCUUGCAGUUGGGCCCCGAGUUCUCCAGUAUGUAGUCAAAGUUGUAUUCCAGGCAGUGCACUUGCUGUGGAAGUUGAUGUGGACAGAGCCAGCAGCGUACAUCUUUCUCCAGAACCCCCCAGGCCUGCCCAGCAUCGCUGUCUGCUGGCUUGUGGGCUGCCUUUGUGGGAGCAAACUCGUCAUCGACUGGCACAACUACGGCUACUCCAUUAUGGGGCUGGUGCAUAGCCCCAGCCACCCCCUUGUUCUGCUGGCCAAGUGGUACGAGAAGCUCUUUGGGCGCCUGUCCCACCUGAACUUGUGUGUGACCAAUGCCAUGCGGGAAGACCUGGCAGAAAACUGGCACAUCAGAGCGGUGACCGUGUACGACAAGCCGGCGUCUUUCUUUAAAGAGAUGCCUCUGGACCUGCAGCAUCAGCUCUUCAUGAAGCUGGGCCGCACCCUCUCUCCAUUCAGGGCCUGCUCAGAACCUGUAGACCCGGCCACGGAGAGGACGGCCUUCACGGAACGGGAUGCCCAGAGUGGGAUGGUGACACGUCUCCAUGGGCGGCCGGCCCUGCUGGUCAGCAGCACAAGCUGGACAGAGGACGAGGACUUCUCCCUUCUGCUGGCAGCACUGGAAAAGUUUGAGCAACUGACUCUUGAUGGAGACAACCUUCCUUCUCUAGUCUGUGUGAUAACAGGCAAAGGACCUCUGAAGGAGCAUUACAGUCACCUCCUUGGCCACAAGCAUUUCCAGCACAUCCAGGUCUGCACACCGUGGCUGGAGGCCGAGGACUACCCCUUGCUUCUAGGGUCUGCGGACCUGGGCGUCUGUCUGCACAAGUCCUCCAGUGGCCUGGACCUGCCCAUGAAGGUGGUCGACAUGUUUGGGUGCUGCUUGCCCGUGUGUGCUGUGAACUUCAAGUGCUUACAUGAGCUUGUGAAACAUGAAGAAAACGGCCUGGUCUUUGAGGACUCAGAGGAACUGGCUGCUCAGUUGCAGAUGCUUUUCUCAGACUUUCCUGAUCCUGCUGUCAAAUUAAACCAGUUGCGGAAGAACCUUCGGGAGUCAGAGCAGCUUCGAUGGGACAAGAGCUGGGAGCAGACUGUGCUCCCUUUCCUUAUGGACAUGUGACCCCUCGGACCGGAGUCCAACCCUGGAGCUGGCUGCCCUGCCGUCCUGCCUGGCGGCUCCUCCUCACUGCACAGCCCAGUCCCAGGGCAAAGUCCUGCAAGCAGCGCCUCCCAGUGGUCAGAAGCUGGAAGGACGGCAGCGGGUGCUGCCUGCUGAAGUUAUUUUAAUAACUCAAGAGUUGGUGGCCCAGGAAACUGCUUUGUCUUGGUUUCUUGGAAGCUCUGAAACGCUUCUCUCUUUUCUUCCCCUAUUCUGUGAGGCCGUCUCUCUUCCCUGCCUCGCGUCUUACUUUUCUGUCCUUUGCCUGUGCCCUCUUCGACUUGUCUUUGUCCCCUUGUUUUUAUCUCCUGGUGCUGGCCUUUCCCAGCCUCUGCCCUCCGUCCUGCUCCUGACAUUUUGUCUCCUGCCUUGGAAACAGGCACCUGCUGCCCUGCAGUGCAGUGGAUGUAUCACGCUCACAACAGGUUUGGUUUGGUGAGGAACUGAGUGUCCAGGUUGGGGAAAAUCAUACAUGAUAUACAUGUUUUUAUUUACACAAAGGAAACACUUUGAGCCAGAUUUUUCAUUUCUGAUUUAUGGUUAUUUUCUGAAGACCCAGAACUGCUGACUGAAAGGGGGCACCCAUUCACUUAAACAGUUUAUAUCUUACUAGAACAAGUUUGUGGUUCCCGACUUGGAAUCUAACACUCAGAACAUUCAAGUCCAAUGACAGUUCUAUCAGCUUUCCCACAUAAAAAUUCUUCCCACGAUAGUGGUUUCGUCUUCACUGUAAUCUCCAAAGAUGUUUGCGAAAUCUACAGUGUGAGCUUCAGAAUCGCCAUCUCCGAGUGCUCUUGGUAAGGAAACAGUUUCUGGUCGUGACAGGGCACUGCUUCCCAUCGGAUCCCAGCCUGGCCUGGAAACAGAACACACGUGGCUCAGGAUGGCAGUGUUUGGGGACAGGACACAGGUGUGGGGGUGUCCAAGCUGGUUUGGGUGGUUCCCAGAUUUCCAGCCUACCCAGACUCCGAGAAUCAGCCUUCGGGGUGGGGCAGGAGAAGAAAAUUUGGGUUUUACACAGCAGUGAUGGCAGCAGGGGUGGUCGCCUUUCCCCACUGGGCCCACUUGGGUUCUCUGUCACUGCUCUGCAUCUGUCCACCCAUCCUUGGGCACAGCUCGGGAGGGGCCGAGCUUUGAACCCGUGUCUGCCCGACAGCAGCUGUUCCUCACAAAAGCUAGAAGGGCUCAGGUGGUCUUCGUAAGCACGGAGGUCUGAAGAGCCAUUAGGCAGGAUGCUUUUGUCAUGGUUUUUUGUUAUCAAUAAUAAAUAUUUAUAAGAAUGAAGUGGUACAGACAUAAAAAUGUAGAAGUCUCUGUAAACCCACCACCCAAGUAUAACAACUGUUAAUUGAUGUAUAUUUUUCUAGAUUUCCCUCAUAGGUAUAGCAAUAUGAAGAUGAUUACUUUUUUAAAACAA